GGGUCACUUUCCCACAAUGCCUUUGGGGGACGCUGACAAGUGGAUCCAAGAUGGCGCAAAAGUAAAGGGAAGGAUUUGUGUUGCUGAGUCAUGGCAGACAGGAGACCAGAAAAGUCAUGUGAACAAGCAUGUGAAUACCUGAGAGUGCAGGAGUACGAGUUGGCAGCAAAACACUGCACAGAAGCGCUAGUUACCCUUAGCCAGUUUUCUUCCAUUUCAACGACGUUAUGCCAGCCAGAGAUAGAUCGAAUUCGCAUUGAAAGUCUUCUCUACAGGAUAGCCUGCCUUUUGCAACUUAAAAACUAUGACCAUGCGGAUGAAGACUGUAAAAAUGUGUUGGCAGAGGGACUGGCCAAGGGAGACGGGACACUACAAGCAGUGUUUCGCUGCAUGUACAUGGAAGGGAAGUUACAAGCGGUGUCCAGCAUUUUAUCAAAAUCCUUGAUGGGGGAAUCGUUGAAUGGGAUGGUAACAAAGGAUGUAACCAGAUUGAAAAUGCUUCUCGCAGAAAUGGAGGCAUCUAGCAAUAAAUUAAUAUCUGCAUAUUUAGAAGACACCGAAGAAGAUUCACAAGAUGGAUGGCAGUUCCGCCCUCCUCCCCGAGGGGUCACAUGUAGUGAAGAGUAUACUCUGUGUAAAAGGUUUGUAGAGCAGAAGAUCUGUAGAUAUGGAGCUCAAUGCACAUCUGCACACUCGCAGGAAGAGCUGGCCGAAUGGCAGAAACGCUACUCAUCUCGGCUGCUGCGUUUGAAACAGCAAAAAGAAAAUAAACAGUCGGUUGGGAAUUAUAUGGAAACUUUAAUUGAAAAAUGGAUGAACUCAUUAUCUCCGGAAAAAGUGCUCAGCGAAUCUGUGGAUGGAAUAUCUGUGGAACACAACCCCCAGCUAUCAGUGACUGUGACAACCAAGAAAUCUAGUCAGGCAUGGACUUUUAUCCUCCACUGUAAACCUGCACGCUUGCUGUAUCGAAUAGCCUUGCUCUAUGAUGCUCAUCGUCCUCAUUUUUCCAUUAUGACUGUAUCUGCUGGUGACCUGAACACCCAGGUGCUACAAGAGGUACCUGAAGAAUGCCAGGAGUGGCUAGGAGGCAAGAUCCCUCAGAAUGGAAUGGACCAUUGUGUAUAUAAAAUCAACAUACAAUUCAGCACAGAAAUCUUUGGAACUUUUCGCCAAACUGUAGUUUUUGACUUUGGAACUGAACCGGUCCUGAUGCAAAGGAUUAUGGUGGACGCUGCAUCGAUAGAAGAUUUGGAACACUUGAUGCAGGCGAGGCAGCAACUGCUUACCACAGCUAAACGAUGGGAUUCCACGUGUAAGACGAUUGUCGAGUUUGAGCCAAAUGAAACUACUGAUUUAGAGAGAAGUCUCCUCACCCGCUAUCAGAUCCCUUUGUCUGCAGACCAGCUCUUCACGCAAUCUGUACUCGACAAAUCAUUGACCAAAUCUAACUAUCAGUCCCGGUUACAUGACUUACUUUACAUUGAGGAAAUAGCACAAUAUAAGGAAGUCAGCAAGUUCAACAUAAAAGUAAAUUUAUAUCUGGUAGCAAACUUCAUGCUAACUGGUGUUGCAGGCGGUGCUAAAUAUGCUCAGAGUGGACAGCUUUUUGCUCGCUUCAAGCUAACGGAGACUCUUUCGGAAGAGACUUUGGCUGGACGAUUGGUAAUGACCAAAGUUAAUUCUGUUCUGCUGUUGCCAAUAACUAAAGAGAAGUCCGCGCAGGUCCAAGGAACCAAAGAGAAGGUCUAUGAAGCCAUGAUUGAGGAGAAAACAAAGGAAUGUAUCUAUUUGAGGUUGACGAAGGAAUGCUGUGAGGAGCUGAAACUACGAGCUGAUCGAGAAAUGCAGGUUGAACUUCAGUUUCAACUCAAUCGCUUACCGCUAUGUGAAAUGCAUUAUGCCCUGGACAGAAUCAAGGACAACAGCAUUCUCUUCCCAGAUGUCUGCAUGUUCCCCACCAUCCCCUGGAGCCCCAUCAGAACAAUGCACUCAUCAAGCAUGUCUGGAGCCUGGUUUGAUUCUUUGAUACAUUCAAGAAUGCAAUUAAACGCAGCAGAUUUUUUUGAUGGAAAACCCGCCUUUUCCCCACAUAUCACACAGUGGGAUGAGCAGUUGGACCCCCGGCUAAAUGCUAAACAGAAGGAGGCCAUUCUGGCCAUCACAACCCCACUUUCCAUCCCGCUCCCCCCUGUCCUCAUCAUCGGGCCCUAUGGAACAGGCAAAACGUUCACACUGGCUCAAGCAGUCAAGCACAUCCUCAAACAGCAGGAAAUGAGGAUUCUCAUCUGCACCCAUUCCAACAGUGCUGCUGAUUUAUAUAUAAAAGAUUAUCUCCAUCCUUAUGUAGAAGCAGGAAAUCCACAGGCCAGGCCUCUCAGGGUGUAUUUCAGAAAUCGGUGGGUGAAGACUGUACAUCCGGUCGUGCAGCAGUACUGUUUGAUAUCAAACACACAUUCCACCUUCCAGAUGCCACAGAAAGAGGAUAUUUUGAAACAUCGAGUGGUGGUUGUAACUCUUAGUACAUCGCAAUAUCUUUGCCAGUUAGACCUUGAAGUAGGUUUAUUCACUCAUAUACUUUUGGAUGAAGCCGCUCAAGCAAUGGAAUGUGAGACCAUUAUGCCUUUGGCUCUUGCCAGUAAGAACACAAGAAUUGUUUUAGCUGGGGAUCAUAUGCAGCUUAGUCCCUUUGUGUACAGUGAAUUUGCCAGGGAGAGAAACCUUCAUGUCUCGUUGCUGGAUCGUCUGUAUGAACACUACCCCUCAGAGUUUCCUUGCAGAAUACUACUGUGCGAGAACUACCGCUCCCAUGAAGCUAUUAUCAGUUACACUUCUGAACUGUUCUAUGAGGGUAAAUUGAUGGCCAGUGGAAAGCAACCAGCACACAAAGAUUUCUAUCCACUGACUUUCUUCACGGCCCGAGGUGAAGAUGUUCAAGAAAAGAACAGCACUGCUUUCUACAACAAUUCAGAGGUGUUUGAAAUCGUGGAACGCGUUGAGGAAAUCAGGAAGAAAUGGCCUGUUGCGUGGGGAAAAUUGGACGAGGGCAGCAUUGGAGUGGUGACGCCAUACGCUGACCAGGUGUUUCGGAUUCGAUCAGAACUUCGCAAGAAAAGACUGUCAGAAGUCAGCGUGGAGCGAGUGUUGAAUGUUCAAGGCAAACAGUUCAGAGUUUUGUUUCUCAGCACAGUGAGGACAAGACACACGUGUAAACAUAAGCAGACGCCAAUUAAGAGGAAAGAACAAUUAGUGGAGGAUUCCACCGAGGACUUGGACUAUGGCUUUCUGUCCAACUACAAACUGCUUAACACUGCCAUCACCAGAGCGCAAUCCCUGGUGGCCGUGGUUGGAGACCCAAUAGCUUUAUGUUCGGUUGGGAGAUGCAGGAAAUUCUGGGAAAGCUUCAUCACUAUCUGUCAUGAGAACAGCAGUCUCCAUGGCAUCACAUUUGAACAGAUCAAGGCUCAGCUGGAAGCACUGGAGUUGAAGAAGACCUAUGUCCUUAAUCCUCUGGCUCCAGAAUUCAUCCCUCGAGCUCUCCGAAUCCAGCAGCCAGCAAGCGCUAGCAAACAACAACAACAGCAGCAGCAGCAGCAGCAGCAGCAGCCAUCUCCUCCCAAGAAUAAAGCCCACCACCAUAACCAGAGCGAACAUUUUCCAACCGAUGGAUUUGUUCAACCCAAUCCCACAGUAUUGAUCGGAAAUCCCAUCAGAGCCUACACCCCACCUCUUGGGGCUCACCCACCCCUCGGUAAAUCACCCAGCCCUGUGCAGCGGAUAGAUCCUCACACAGGGACUAGCAUCUUGUAUGUGCCUGCUGUCUAUGGAGGAAAUAUGGUGAUGUCUGUGCCUUUGUCGGUUCCCUGGCCGGGUUAUCAAGGCCGUUUUGCAGUUGAUCCGCGUAUUAUGACUCACCAAGCAGCCAUGGCGUACAACAUGAACCUGCUCCAGGCUCACGGGCGCGGAUCUCCCAUCCCAUACGGUCUCGGUCAUCACUCUCCACUUGGGCUCGGGCAGCAACAUUCAGACAAGGAGCUUGAACAAAGCAGAGCUGCAAAAAGUGAAGGAAACGUAAGACCUGAACAAAAUAGACUUCAAACACCUGAGAAGAAGCCGCCCGAUUCGAAAGAGAAGCAGACAGAUCCUGAGUUGCUGGUUCAGAACAGAAGCCCGGAAUUGCACUCCAAUCUAGGCUAUCCCAUCCCUCGAUUUCACCGAAAGGACAAUCUCCCUCAAAGACAGCUCAAUUACCACCUGGCUCCUUCCCACCCGCCACCAUACCAUCACCCUUCCAAUCGCCAGUACCCUCACCAGCCAGCCGUACCCAGACAGACAUACCCCAUGCAGCCCCAUCAGCUGCCACAGCAACACGGUCAGAUACAGCAACAGCCUCCCCCAUCGCAGCUCUCCCCCGCUUACCCGCAAGUCCCCAACCACAGUUUUUUCCCGAGUGCUCAUUCUCACCAGUCCCAGCAUUCCCCGAACGCUGACAGCAUGUGUCCAGAUCAGCCCCUCCCAGGGCUGCUGCAGGAGGAGCUGAACCCUCUGAGAUCAGUGCCACACUUCGCUAACCCCCAGGCUCGUCCCUUCAACUUCAUUGAAGACAGUACCUCAACACCAGGACCAGGCAUGGGAGAUAUCUUAGAACCUCUGCACACCAACCCUGCCGAGGAUCUGAUGAGACAACACUCGAGGAUGCACCAGUGGAACGAGCACUCAGACUAUCUGAACGCAGGCAAUGCCCCACCGUAUCCUCCCCCACAGCAGCAGCUCCCCCACCCACCCCAGCAACACGUCAGGUAUCCACAGCAGCCGCUCAAAGGGCAGUGGAAGUACAGCAACAGUUCCGAGGAGGAGAAUGGUCCGACAUAUCAGAGAUUCCCAGGUCUGCUCCGAGAGAUGCCAACGUCAGAUCAGACCGAGAACAAAGAGCUCACAGAGAUGCCCCUGCAGUCCCGAUUAUUGCAAUACAGACAGAUCCAGACCCGAAACCCGCCCGCACACCUUGCCUCUGCUAACUCUAAUCACAACAGUCAGUUUCCCAACCUGAACGACAACGGCCCUGCUCUCGAAUCCGUCGGAAACCCGGCGUUCCAGCACCUCCCGCAGCAGCAACUAUACAAUCCCGCAUACCCCAUCCCAUCAGGACACACUCCGCCUCCUUCUGCCAAGUACCUGCAGCCAGAAGGCUCCUGGACGCUUCCCAGUAUGCAACAGAAUCACCUUCUGGGGCAAAGUAUGCAGUAUAAUGUUUCACAACUGCCUCAUCGAGCAGAGCCACCUCCCAUAAUGUCUCUACAGCACCAACAAAAUAGUAGAGAGGACUCGUUUCACCCCGUCUCUUCUCGGCCAGUGUCUGUCUCCUCUCUCCACAGUGUAGAAAAGUUUGAAGCCAGAGGACCUGGAAGGCCUUUGUACCAAAGAAGAAUUUCAGCCAGUUCUGUUCAAGUGUUUCCAGAAGAUUCUAGUAAUCCUCAAGGCAGCCUCGGUCAGUGUAAGGAACUGCAAGACCACAACAUCCAUUCUUCAUACAGUUACUCGUCUCCAGAGAUGUGGGCGAACGCCAACUCCUCAGCUGCCCUCCAGAACAUACUGUGCAACGGAUCAAACAGAACAGUGGCCCCGAGAGACAUGUUAGCUCAAUCCAAGAAUCUCAGACCCUCAGAGGAACACCUGAAGCCCGACCACCUCCCACAGCACCCCUCCAACUCCUUCAACUACAACAUGCUGCAGCACCUCGGCCAGUUCCCCCCGCUCCUGUCCAACAACCAGAUAGCAGAGUCCAACAGCCAGCAGAAAGCCAGCGGAAACAAACCCAUCAUGUCGUACGCCAAUGCGUUACGGGCACCGCCAAAGCCAAAACCUCCCCCCGAGCCAGCUAAGAGAAACGGCGACCCUCUGUCUUUAUUUCAGGAACUCAGCAUAGGCAGUUCGUCAGGUAGCAAUGGGUAUUAUUCUUAUUUCAAAUAAAAUAUGGUUGCUUUUUAGAUUUUAAAAUGAGAGUCAGAAACAGUCAGAAAUAUAGUUUGUUAAAGAUAUUUAGCAACUCUGUGAUGACUUCCUGGAAUAUUUUUUUUUGGCAGAUGGGUCUCAUCCUGUGUAUAUUUUACAUUAAUUUACCGUACUUUGUAGUUGAUCAUAGAGAUUACUAAAUUCAAUCUGAUUUCUUUCACAAAAAAAAACCAAAAAAAUCUUUGAUAUGCAUAAGUAAUUCUUGUAUCAGCUCGGAAAAAGAAAAAAAAAGUUUUUUAAGCAGAGCAUUAAUUUUACAGUCACUUUUUAAAAAGACUUCGCUAGCAUACAGUGCUGGGUUUCUGUAACAGAAAUUGCCAGUUUAUGUGGGGUGGGGGUGGGCUGAGGGGGGAGAAAAAUUGUGUUCAUUUCAAGCAAAAGUGUCUUCAAAAUGUGAAUUACAUUCUGAAACAUUUUGAUCAACUGAAAGAUUUUACUCUGUGUAAAGUGUUAUUGUAAACAAACAGCUUUUAACUUAAAAAAAUAGGAUAUAUAUUUGCUUAAACAUACACACAUGUAUAUUAAGAUUCAGUGUAGACACAAGCCAUUACUUUUUUAAAAAAAAAGCAGAAAUCAUUGCAGUAGACGUAAGCACACCUUGAUUACAAACUGCUCUGCCUUUUUUGUUUUUUUUGGAACAAGCUAAUGACAUACCUUUGCUCAUUGUUUUACUGUUAAUUUGAUAGAUUUUUAAAAAAUAAAAAAAGAAUCAUGAAGAUGAAAUCAAUCUAGGGUAAUGCUGGUGCUUCGUAGAAUAUUAACUUUAAGAAAAAACUGUGUGAAUUUAGUUUUAAAAAAAAAGAAAAAAAUAUUUGUUUUCACUAUGCAUGUGUAAAUGUUUUUAAAUCUGGCUUUUUUUUUCCUUUGAAGGGUAUACAGAUGUGUGUAGCAUUUCACAACUUUUUAAUGUAGUUUUAAUUUUGGUACAUUAUUUGAUUGUUUACAUUAAAAUGUGACAACGUACAAGAAAUUCUAAUAUUCUGCUAACUCUUUGUUUUGGGGAUAUGAUUAUAGAGUGACAUCACUUUUUCGUGUGUUUAAUCUUUGAGGCGUUUACUCUUUUUUUCUCCCCCCAGCCCCCCACCCCCCUCCACACACACACACACACACACACACACACCUGGAAAUUAUUAACCUUUGCUAUCAACAUUUUAGCUGCUAUGACAGAUUGUGCUACGUACGUAAUGUUCAUCCACACUUUUACCUUUAUAAAAUGCCUUUGUGGAUUUCAGUUCCUUUAGUAUUUGAUUUCACUGAUUCCCUUUAGUAUCGUAUGAGUUCUAAUGUUGGCUGGGUGGCAUUUUUAUCAGGCAUUUCUUCCCCCUUCUCCGCCAUUUCCCCCUCCCCCUACACCAUACCCAAUCUUCUUUCCUCUUAUCAAUUUCUGUUUCAUUCAUCUGGGCAUUGCAAUAGCUGCUGCAGUCAGGAAAUGUAUAACGGUUUCCAUCUGCUUUUAUUUUUCUUUUGUUCAGUAUUAAAGUAUUUAAAUUGGAUUUUUGUUGCCUGCCUUUUUCUAUAAAUUUCAGGAAACGGUGAUGCGUAACUUUUUUUGUGUUGAGGGGGGGGCCGGUAUGUCUUGUUCUGGUGUUGUUUUCCUCACCUCACGAACGUUCCUGAAAGUUGGAAUGAUGACGUUAUUCCCCCCCCAGAUGUAAAGGAAAUCGGGCAAGUCACAGGUGAGUAGGUUACUCGCACAGCACCUGAGAACUGGGAAGGUCUCCGGUAAUCCAGGCCAUUAUUUCUGUGUAAGUAACCUGUCAGGCUCCUCGGCCAGACCUGGAGAUGUGGACAUGCCCUCAACGUUGUGAGCCAGAGUCUUACCAAAUGGGAACAAGGGAGUGUGGAGGCUGCCAUUGCUUUUUACAGAUAGACUGCUAUCAUUACCUGUUUCAUGUGCACCAUAAAAGCUACAUUUGCUGCCCUAUUGCAAAGCUAAUGAUCUGUCGCACGUAACUACAUCUCGUGCUUAUUUAUUUUAAGGGCUGUUUCCGGGGAAUAAAAUCCUAAAUUAAUUCUGCUGUGCUCAGUUCAGCAGUUUCUAUAUUUGUCUCUCCCUAUACCAGUAUAAUUGCUUUGACAACGGGCUCCUGCACUUUUCUUUCAUUAAAUUCCUUUUUAAAACGCUCGAUUUCCAUUUCAAACUGGAGAAAAUGUUCCCGAGGAAAAAUAUUGAAAAUAAACGAAAUUCUGCCCGAGUUAAACUCUACACUGCACCUUGUGAAACAAUUUCUCCUGUUAGUCACUCCUCACUCACCCCUCACAAUGAAGCAGACACUUAUUUUUGAAAAUCCAUUUAUUUGUUCUUUUAUCAGGUCAAAGAGUAAAUCGAGCACCAUCACGUUCAGUAAAGAAAGGCCACACGGUUUCAGGGGUUUAAAAUAAGUUUGCGAAGUAGGCAAGGCCAAGGGAAGUCGAACAAAAUGUAGGUUUAUUUCUUAUAAGAGCAGUCGGGGUGUAGUAAGCAUGCUAUACAAUCACUCAAAUUGUAUCUGACAAUACACAGCAGCUCCAUGCACUAUUGCGUCUGCACUGGGACUUCAUUAGCAUCAAGCAUACAAAGAGCUGAAUACAUCUAACCAUGUACAUUAUCCUUUUUAAAAAAAAAACUUUUUUUGGAUGCAUUAUCAAAUUGCAGUGAAAAUGCUUGUCUCACCUUGCAUCACAGAGCGUUAAAGAAACAGUCACUACACUACAUCGUAAUUACGUGUGAAGGGCUCCGACUCACCGAGACACAACGAGGUGCUGCCAAAUGCAAAUUCUUCUUCAAAAAAGGCUGAACAGCUUAUUCAUUUCAGUACUUAUUGUGCCC
Messenger RNA from Callorhinchus milii (elephant shark), 8818 nucleotides. RefSeq names its product helicase with zinc finger (gene helz). NCBI's taxonomy places the organism in Eukaryota, Metazoa, Chordata, Chondrichthyes, Chimaeriformes, Callorhinchidae. Gene Ontology annotation, molecular function: ATP binding; protein binding; metal ion binding. Gene Ontology annotation, biological process: regulatory ncRNA-mediated post-transcriptional gene silencing. The coding region runs from base 91 to 5967 and encodes 1958 amino acids. The transcript is spliced from 32 exons. Gene Ontology annotation, cellular component: P granule; cytosol. The record is from RefSeq and is a predicted model, not a curated record.